Coffea arabica (coffee) is the source of this 4895-nucleotide messenger RNA. The record is from RefSeq and is a predicted model, not a curated record. Lineage: Eukaryota; Viridiplantae; Streptophyta; Magnoliopsida; Gentianales; Rubiaceae.
UCGAAAGAAAAUGGGGAAAAAGUAGGACUGACUCAGUUCCCAGCUCCCAACUUCAGCUCUCUUCUUUUACCUCGUUCAAUGAAUGAAAUGAAAAAUCAGUCCAAGCUAACUUUCUAGCUUCUCCCUCCCCGAUUGGAAAAAAGAAAAGAAGGGGAUUCAAGAAAUUAGAAUCCGCCCCAGAAUUAACAGGGACGAGGAAAAAACAGAGUGAAGGAAAAAGGUUCUUUCUUUUUUAAAAUUCAAGACAAGAAGAAACCCUAUACAUCUGCUGGGAAUUUCUUGGCACUCCCAGAAAUUUUACCCAAUCGGGUUCUCUUAUUAACUCCAUGUCUGUCCUAAUUCAGCUUAAAAAUCCAAACUUGUAACACACACUCAAGGUGAGCUUGUCCUUUCCUUCUUCUUCUUCUUCUUCAACACAGAUGGCCUCAGGGGGAAGCAGAGCAUCAAGCAGUCUUCAUCAUCACCAUACUAAAGGUAGAGGUCAAGCUCAAUCUUCAGGGACAAGCCAAAAUGUAAACUACAGGGAGUCAGUCAGCAAGGCUGUGGCUCAGUACACCGUGGAUGCUAAGCUACAUGCUGUAUUUGAGCAGUCUGGUGAGUCUGGCAAGUCCUUUGAUUACUCUCAGUCCGUUAGAACCACCACACACUCUGUUCCCGAGCAACAAAUCACUGCAUAUUUGUCUAAAAUCCAGAGGGGUGGUCAUAUUCAACCCUUUGGUUGUAUGAUAGCCGUAGACGAGGCUUCGUUCAGUGUCAUUGCUUAUAGCGAAAAUGCGCGUGAAAUGCUUGGUUUAACUCCUCAAUCAGUCCCUAGCCUCGAAAGGCCUGAGAUCCUCACAAUUGGGACUGAUGUAAGGACCUUUUUCACCCCUUCCAGCUCUGUUUUGCUCGAAAGGGCAUUCGGGGCGCGAGAAAUCACUUUGUUAAAUCCGAUUUGGAUUCAUUCAAAGAAUUCUGGGAAGCCCUUUUAUGGAAUUCUGCAUAGGAUUGAUGUUGGGAUUGUAAUUGACUUGGAGCCUGCUAGGACUGAGGAUCCUGCUUUAUCAAUUGCUGGGGCUGUUCAGUCUCAGAAACUAGCUGUGAGGGCGAUUUCACAUUUGCAAUCACUCCCCGGUGGAGAUAUUAAGCUUUUGUGUGAUACUGUGGUUGAAAGUGUGAGGGAGCUUACGGGCUAUGACAGGGUAAUGGUGUAUAAAUUUCAUGAGGAUGAGCAUGGUGAGGUUGUGGCUGAGAGCAAAAGGUCGGAUUUGGAUCCUUAUAUCGGGUUGCAUUAUCCAGCCACCGACAUUCCUCAGGCAUCAAGGUUUUUGUUUAAGCAGAAUAGGGUUAGGAUGAUCGUGGAUUGUCAUGCUACUUCCGUUCAGGUGCUGCAGGAUGAAUCACUCAUGCAGCCUCUAUGUUUAGUUGGUUCAACACUUCGAGCUCCUCAUGAUUGCCAUGCCCAGUACAUGGCUAAUAUGGGGUCAAUUGCCUCAUUAACUCUUGCAGUCAUCAUUAAUGGAAAUGAGGAGGAUAGUGUUGGGGGCCGGAAUUCCAUGAGACUUUGGGGCUUGGUUGUUGGUCACCACACUUCUGCUCGUUGUAUUCCUUUCCCUCUGCGUUAUGCCUGUGAGUUCCUAAUGCAAGCCUUUGGGCUCCAAUUGAACAUGGAGUUACAAUUGGCUUCACAGUUGUCUGAGAAACAUGUUUUGAGGACACAAACACUUUUGUGUGAUAUGAUUCUUCGAGAUUCUCCAACUGGGAUUGUUACACAGAGCCCCAGCAUUAUGGACCUCGUGAAAUGUGAUGGUGCUGCUCUGUACUACCAGGGAAAGUACUACCCACUGGGUGUGACACCUACUCAAGCCCAGAUAAAGGAUAUUGUUGAAUGGUUGUUGGCUUACCAUGGGGACUCAACAGGAUUGAGUACUGAUAGUUUGGCUGAUGCAGGGUACCCUGGGGCAGCCUCUCUUGGCGACGCUGUUUGUGGGAUGGCUGUUGCUUAUAUUACUUCAAGAGAUUUCUUGUUCUGGUUUCGCUCCCACACUGCCAAAGAGAUAAAGUGGGGUGGUGCAAAGCAUCAUCCAGAUGACAAAGAUGAUGGGCAGAGGAUGCAUCCACGUUCUUCUUUCAAAGCAUUUCUGGAAGUAGUCAAAAGCCGUAGUUUGCCAUGGGAGACUGCUGAAAUGGAUGCAAUUCAUUCCUUGCAGCUUAUACUACGAGAUUCAUUCAGGGAUGCUGAUGGAAGCAAUACAAAGGCUGUUGUUCAGAAUCAGAUUGUGGAUAAUGAGUUUCAAGGGAUGGAUGAACUCAGUUCUGUUGCCAGGGAAAUGGUUAGAUUGAUAGAGACUGCAACAGCACCAAUAUUUGCUGUAGAUGUUGAAGGCCGUAUAAAUGGGUGGAAUGCAAAGGUUGCUGAAUUGACAGGCUUGCCUGUUGAAGAAUCUAUGGGGAAGUCCUUAGUUCGUGAUAUUGUUAAAAAAGAAUCAGCAGAAACUACUGAAAAGCUUUUGCUUCAUGCUUUGAGAGGUGAAGAAGAUAAGAAUGUUGAGAUAAAGCUGAGGACAUUUGGAGCUGAAGAAAAUAAGAAAACUGUAUUUGUGGUGGUCAAUGCUUGCACUAGCAAGGAUUACACAAAUAACAUAGUUGGGGUUUGUUUUGUUGGUCAGGAUGUUACUGGCCAGAAGGUGGUCAUGGACAAAUUUAUUCACAUCCAAGGUGAUUACAAGGCCAUUGUACACAGUCUAAACCCACUAAUCCCACCUAUAUUUGCUUCCGAUGAGAACACCUGCUGUUCUGAAUGGAACACUGCUAUGGAAAAGCUCACUGGAUGGAGCAGAGGGGAAGUCAUGGGGAAGAUGUUAGUAGGGGAGAUUUUUGGGAGUUGUUGUCGGCUGAAAGGUGCAGAUGCUAUGACUAAGUUCAUGAUUGCUUUGCAUAAUGCAAUUGGAGGCCAGGAUACUGACAAGUUCCCAUUCUCUUUUUUUGACCGAAGUGGGAAAUAUGUGCAAGCUCUCCUGACUGCUAAUAAGAGGGUCAAUAUGGAUUGCCAGAUUAUUGGAGCCUUUUGUUUUGUUCAGAUUGCAAGUCCUGAAUUGCAGCAGGCCUUGAAACUCCAAAGGCAACAGGAAAAGAAGUGCUUUUCAAGGAUGAAAGAGUUAGCUUACAUAUGUCAAGAAAUAAAGAAUCCAUUAAGUGGUAUACGCUUUACUAAUUCACUCUUGGAAGCUACAGAUUUAACGGACGACCAAAAGCAAUUUAUUGAGACAAGUUCUGCUUGUGAGAAGCAGAUGUCAAUGAUAGUAAGGGACGUUAAUUUGGAUAACCUUGAGGAUGGGUCAUUGGAACUUGAGAAGUCAGAAUUCUUACUCGGGAGUGUAAUAGAUGCUGUUGUUAGCCAAGUAAUGUUGUUGCUGAGGGAAAGAGGUCUACAACUGAUCCGGGACAUUCCAGAGGAAAUAAAAACCCUGGCUGUUUAUGGUGAUCAAGCAAGAGUUCAGCAGGUCUUAGCAGAUUUUUUGUUAAAUAUGGUGCGUUAUGCACCCUCUUCUGGCGGUUGGGUGGAAAUUCAACUAAAACCAAGUUUGAAGCAAAUUUCUAUUGGGAUAAACAUUUUGCACAUCGAAUUUAGGGUCUAUGUUGAAAGAUGUAAAUGGUGCUAGUUGCAAGGAUGGUAAUUAAAGCAGGAAAAGCUCCUAAACCAACCACCAAUUAAGUGCCGCCAGAACAAAUAACAAUUAUUGCAGAUGCUUGUCUUCAGGCUCAAGUUGUUCCAUAUCGUUCAUGGACGUUGAUUUUGCCAUAAAAUUGUGUGGCUACUCUGACUCACGGCAUUAUGUAGAGAAUUGCUGUUAAAAAUUUAAAAGCUGGCAUAUUUACCAAGUAAUCUGAGAAUUUUUAUGCCAUGUGCUAUCUUGGUGAAACAAUUUUUAUGCAUUGGUUCUUGUGAAGGAUUGUCUGCCCCGGCGAAGGUCUUCCUCCUGAACUUGUUCAAGACAUGUUCCAUAGCAGUCGAUGGGUGACCCAAGAGGGGCUGGGCCUGAGCAUGUGCAGGAAAAUUUUGAAGCUUAUGGAUGGAGAAGUUCAAUAUAUUAGAGAGUCUGAAAGAAGUUAUUUCUUGAUUACACUUGAACUGCCCAUGCAGCGGAGAGGUUCAAAAAGUGUGGCUUAGUCUAUUAACGGAUUGGAUACAAACCAACUCUCUGGUUCUAGAAGCAAAGCUAGUGCUAAAUCUCCAGUGUUUACUUGGAAGUUAAUGCUUUCCUUGGCAAUCAAAAGAAGCUUUAUUUUGUGGGUACUGAAAUCCAAUGUCAGGAUCUGCGGCAUUUCAGCUAUUUGGCCUGUUAUCGUGCCAUUGGUGCCCAUGCUUGACUGUUGCUGUUUGCCAACCUUGAUCAAGAAUUGUGACCCCAGUAUUCACAUGGAGCUGGAAGAUUUCUUGAAAUGUGACAGGGAUACGUUUACUAAUGACUCGUCAAGUUCCCUUCCCGACUGUGUACUGCAUGCAAGUAUACAUGGGGCCAAAAGGUCAAAGCAGGUGUUUGUAGUUCUUGGCUUAAAGAUAACCCUGGUGAUACGGUUCUAACAAUAAGCUUGUAUUGAGAAGUAUAUAUAGCCUGUAUAGAUACGGUUCUAACAGUAAGCUUGUAUUGAGAAGUAUAUAUAGCUGGUAUUGUUAAAACUGAGUAUAGAUCGUCUCAGGUCUUAGGGUAUCCACAUGUGCAGCAGUUUUACACUUUUACUUUAUGGGGUGCUUGAAAGUUUUGAUCGUCUUCUUGUCUUGCUACUUUCUUUCAGGCUGUAUGAUAGCAUCAUUGGUCUGUUUCCUGAUUUCAUAAUUGUAAUAAUCUACAUUAGAUAGAUUAGACUGAUGAUUAAAAUAAACAAGAUCCUCUUUGAGAGGACUUUUUGGUAAA